This is a messenger RNA of Diorhabda carinulata, 7382 nucleotides long. It is a transcript of the gene PMCA, whose product is annotated as plasma membrane calcium-transporting ATPase 2. Gene Ontology annotation, cellular component: intracellular membrane-bounded organelle; membrane. Lineage: Eukaryota; Metazoa; Arthropoda; Insecta; Coleoptera; Chrysomelidae. The transcript has 19 exons. Gene Ontology annotation, molecular function: ATP hydrolysis activity; P-type calcium transporter activity; ATP binding. Bases 679 to 4284 code for a protein of 1201 amino acids. The record is from RefSeq and is a predicted model, not a curated record. Gene Ontology annotation, biological process: regulation of cytosolic calcium ion concentration; calcium ion transmembrane transport.
UACUUACAUUAAUAUAUGCGAAAUGUAUUUAUAUAUACAAUAAUAAAAAGUUUAUCAAACGGGAUAUAAUAAUUUUGAAAUUGCUAUUGAGCUCAUUUUAAAUGCGUAAUAUCUCAGUUUCUGCAACAUUCAGUGCACUAUCACUGUAAUUUAAUGUUUUAGUAAACAUUAAAAACCAAUUGGAAAAUUUUAUGAAAAGGGCACAUUUUUCAAUUGUCAUUAGGAAAACUUGUAAGGUGGUGCCUCUAGUGACGGAAAGCUCAAGUAUUUGCUAGUGUUGAGCAACCAGAGAGGGUCGGUGUGUUGCGAGUUGCGAAGUGAGUUGAGUUUGUGUGCGUGUAGUGAUUGGGUGCGUUAUAGGGCGCCUAGCUACAUUUAUUUCGUUCGUGCGACCAAUGUUAACCUGACCUCCACGACUAUUCGACGGGAUUGCGACGGGUUCUGGGGCGACCGCUAUCGCAAACAUAUUGGACCAGCCACAAAUUUUAAAAUGCUAUAUCCCUAACUUCUAUGGAGCAUCAGUUUAUCGCAUGUUCCGCCUUUAUAGAAGCUUUCAUCUUAGGUGGCUUAAACAAAAGUGGGUUCGGUGAGGAUCCUUGUUGUCCACAAGUUUUAUAUGGAAAUUUGUCUUUAUUCCUUUGUUAAGAAACUGCUCGCGAACAGAUCUUGAAGUGGAAUAUGGCUACGAUAGACGGCCGUCCCGCACAAUAUGGAAUUACCUUGAAACAACUACGUGACCUUAUGGAACAUAGGGGCCCAGACGGAAUAGCAAAAAUACAAGAAUUAGGUGGGACUCAAGAAGUAUGUAAAAAAUUGUACACAUCGCCCAGUGAAGGACUUAGUGGAUCACAAGUAGACCUUGAACAUAGAAGAGAAACAUUUGGAUCAAAUUCAAUUCCUCCAAAGCCUCCAAAAACAUUUUUACAACUAGUAUGGGAAGCUUUACAGGAUAUUACACUUAUUAUUCUAGAAGUAGCAGCCAUAGUGUCUUUAUUGCUUUCAUUUUAUCAACCCCCUCUAGAAGAUUCACCAUUUAACGAUGAUGAAACAAGUCAUGGGUGGAUAGAAGGUUUAGCAAUUUUAAUUUCAGUUAUAGUAGUAGUAUUUGUAACAGCCUUUAAUGAUUACACUAAAGAAAGACAAUUCCGAGGGUUACAAAAUCGAAUAGAAGGAGAACACAAAUUUGCAGUAAUUAGACAAGGAGAAGUUAAACAAAUCUCUGUCAGUGAUAUAGUUGUAGGUGAUAUUUGCCAAAUUAAAUAUGGAGAUCUUUUACCAGCUGAUGGAGUUCUUAUACAAUCAAAUGAUUUGAAAGUAGACGAAUCCUCCUUAACAGGAGAAUCUGAUCAUGUCAAGAAAGGGGAAUCGUUCGACCCGAUGGUAUUGUCCGGUACCCAUGUCAUGGAAGGAUCUGGUAAGAUGUUGGUUACUGCAGUUGGUGUUAAUUCGCAGGCUGGUAUCAUCUUCACGUUACUGGGAGCUGCUGUUGAUCAACAAGAAGCUGAAAUAAAGAAAAUGAAAAAGGAAGCUAAAAAGCAGCGGAAGAAGAAAAGCUUGACAGGUGAUGAAGAAAAUGUAACUGGAAAUAGCCACAUGAACUCCCCAGCUCCAGUCGCUACAGAAAAUAAACAUGAUACUGCUCAAGACGGUAAAGAAAAUCAUGUUCAGCCCGAAAAAUCAGCUGGAGAGAGAAACAAAAAGGAGAAAUCUGUGCUACAAGCUAAACUGACUAAGCUCGCCAUACAAAUUGGUUAUGCUGGUUCCACUAUAGCAGUCCUUACCGUUGUCAUACUGAUCAUUCAAUUCUGUAUCAAGACUUUUGUUAUUGAUAAUCAAACUUGGAAAAACUCCUAUGCCAAUUACCUUGUACGCCAUCUGAUUAUUGGUGUCACCGUACUUGUUGUAGCUGUUCCUGAGGGAUUACCACUUGCAGUUACCCUGUCUCUUGCUUAUAGUGUAAAGAAAAUGAUGAAGGACAACAAUUUGGUGAGACAUUUGGAUGCUUGUGAGACGAUGGGUAAUGCUACAGCCAUAUGUUCUGAUAAAACUGGUACUUUGACAACUAACAGGAUGACAGUUGUUCAAUCCUACAUAUGUGAACAGCUUUGUAAGACAAUGCCCAAAUUUUCUGAUAUACCUGCACAUGUCGGAAAUGUAAUCAUUCAGGCUAUUGCCAUCAACUGUGGCUACACAUCAAGAAUUAUGCCUCCAGAAGAGGGCAGCGAUCUACCGAGACAAGUGGGCAACAAAACGGAAUGUGCUCUGUUAGGAUUUGUUGUAGGACUUCAGAAGAAUUACCAAACGAUCAGAGAUGACUAUCCAGAGGAAACGUUUACUCGAGUGUACACCUUUAAUUCAGAUAGAAAAUCCAUGAGUACAGUGAUACCUCGUCAAGGUGGAGGUUAUCGAUUAUUUACCAAAGGUGCUUCAGAAAUUAUAUUACAAAAGUGUGCCUUUAUUUACGGCCACGACGGCCGUCUUGAGAAAUUUACCAGAGACAUGCAAGACAGGUUGUUGAAACAAGUGAUAGAGCCUAUGGCUUGUGACGGACUUAGGACUAUAUGUCUCGCUUUCAGAGAUUUUGUUCCUGGUAAAGCAGAAAUAAAUCAGGUACAUAUUGAGAACGAACCCAAUUGGGAUGAUGAAUCAAAUAUUGUCAAUAACUUGACUUGCUUGUGUGUCGUUGGUAUUGAAGAUCCUGUUAGAACUGAAGUACCAGAUGCCAUCAAGAAAUGUCAGAAAGCUGGUAUCACUGUCAGAAUGGUUACUGGUGACAAUGUGAACACCGCUAGAUCAAUAGCUACUAAAUGUGGUAUUGUUAAACCUAACGAGGAUUUCCUCAUUUUGGAAGGCAAAGAAUUUAACAGGAGAAUUAGGGACAGCGCGGGAGAAGUUCAGCAGCACCUUAUCGACAAAGUUUGGCCUAAAUUACGUGUUCUUGCUAGAUCAUCACCCACUGAUAAGUUUAUCCUGGUCAAGGGUAUUAUAGACAGUAAAUUGAAUGAUAAUAGAGAAGUAGUAGCAGUAACUGGGGAUGGUACAAAUGAUGGACCUGCUUUGAAAAAAGCAGAUGUUGGAUUUGCUAUGGGUAUCGCUGGUACGGAUGUAGCAAAAGAGGCUUCAGAUAUUAUAUUGACAGAUGACAACUUCAGUAGUAUUGUGAAGGCUGUUAUGUGGGGUAGAAAUGUUUAUGACAGUAUAGCUAAAUUUUUACAAUUCCAACUUACUGUUAACGUCGUUGCUGUUAUUGUUGCAUUUAUUGGUGCUUGUGCUGUCCAAGACAGUCCUCUAAAGGCAGUGCAAAUGUUAUGGGUAAACUUGAUUAUGGACACCUUAGCUUCCUUGGCAUUGGCUACUGAAAUGCCUACUGGAGAUUUAUUACUUAGGAAACCCUAUGGUAGAACCAAACCAUUGAUUUCAAGAACGAUGAUGAAGAAUAUCCUAGGACAAGCUGUAUAUCAAUUAGUUGUUAUUUUUUCUUUACUUUUUGUAGGUGAUAAAUUUUUGGAUAUAGAAUCAGGAAGAGGUGUGGAAAUUGGACAUCCGCCAACUCAACAUUUUACUGUCAUCUUUAAUUCUUUCGUCAUGAUGACCUUGUUCAACGAGUUCAAUGCUAGGAAAAUCCACGGACAAAGAAAUGUUUUUGAAGGAAUCUUCACUAAUCCUAUCUUCUACAGUAUCUGGAUAGGAACAUGUCUAGCACAGGUUGGAAUUAUCCAAUUGGGUGGUGUAGCAUUUUCAACUACCAGUCUAGAUAGAGAUCAAUGGCUUUGGUGUCUCUUCUUUGGUGUAGGAACUCUAAUAUGGGGUCAGCUAGUGACUACUGUACCAACCAGUAAAAUUCCAAAGAUUUUAUCUUGGGGUCGAGGACACCCUGAAGAAUAUACUGAAACAAUCCAAAUUGGCGAAGAGAAAUACGACCUUGAUUCUGACAAGAAACCUCGAGCGGGUCAAAUAUUGUGGAUAAGAGGUCUGACAAGAUUGCAAACGCAGGUGAUAGGUGGUGAAUUACAAGAACGUUUGAUUCCAGUUCCAUACAGCAAGAGCUCGACUGACCAAGCUAUCCGAGUAGUUAAUGCUUUCCGACAGGGCCUAGAUGCUCGAUAUGGAGAACACAGCAAUACUUCCUUAGCUGAGGUACUUCGCAAACAGACGACUCUAUCUAAGAGGUUGUCUCAAACUUCUUCCAUUGAAUACGCCGAUAACAUCCCCGACGAAUUGACGAUACCAGAAAUAGACGUGGAGCGAUUAUCGUCCCACAGCCACACGGAAACAGCCGUUUAGCUCCCCAUCCCCGUCCUAUUGCUCCUUCAUUUACUAUUAAUACUGUUAAUAUUACAGCAGUGCGUUCUAUGCGAUGGCAGCAGCGGUCCUGCUCUACUGCUGGUUUUCCUCUCGCCUUCCCCAAACCUAAUCCUCGAAAUUCCUAUUCAUUUUAUCCAUAUAUCCGCCACAGUCGCAAUUCGAUUUAUUAGAAGAUACAGAAACAUUAAUCUGUGUGGUUAUUAUAAUAAGACCGUGGUAAAGUACCUACUUAUAAACGUUACGUAGAGCAGCCUCGGGUAGAGAUUAAAUAUGUAGGUAAUGUAGUCAAUGCGAUAUUAGUACUACUUACUGUUGUUAACGCUCGGGAUCGCAGCUGUCACUAAAUCUCCGAUAUUUGUUGAUAUACUUGUUGGUCGGUGGUUUAUACUUCGUUUAUUAUAUUUAUCGUUUUUUGUUAUACGCUUUGAACUAUUGGAUAUAUAUAUAUAUAUAUAUAUAUAUAUAUAUAUAUAUAUAUAAAUAUAAAUAUAUAUAUAUAUAAAUAUAUUGAUAACCAGAAUAAGCAGGAUACGACGCGCUGUCGAUAUGGACUACAAGAUUAGCAAUAAAUGAGUGUUCCACAGUUCACUCAUAGAUUAAAUUUAGGUGCCUAUAUUUGUGAGACCUUUCAUUCCAGAAAAGUCUCACUACUGACGAGAAUACGCGAACGUUCAAUGUAAUUGGGCAGUAGCGAGCAUUCCCUUUCGCCUUCUUUAUCUCUGGUAACCAUUGGGUAUAUUCGCUUGUUCUCGUCUCGACAUAUACAUAUAAACAUAUUAUAUGAAAUUAUUAUAUGUGACCUGCCGUCCCCCCAGCCGCUUCCUUCCAUCGGGGACGACGGCUCGCCUAAUUUUUAACACUAGAUCCAAAAUCAGAUGUUAUUUGCCAAAUAUUUGAGGAGGAACGGUAUGCGAGAAGUUUAUUUUCAUUUAUAAUUUAUUAUUAAAUUAAAUUUAUAUAUCAGGACAAAUACUGCUUCUCCUCAUCCACAUCAUGUUAUUACCUAGGUCUAAUAUAAAAUAAAACCGUAGAUAGAUGAAAGUUAGGGCAACCCAAAAAAUUUGUACAUCAUGUGUUUUCAUUUAAAACAUUUCAUCCUCUUUUUUUUUCUUUAACACGAAAUAUAUUUAUAGCUAGCUUAAGUGAUAACAAUUUGACCAUUUUGACGUUAUCUCUCGACGAUUGGAUUGAAAUUUGUUAUUUAUAUAUUAAGAAAUAUAUUUAUAUGCAUGUCGAGGGCCAGAGUGAGGAUGAAUCGUUUUAAACUUAUACAUAGCAUGUUGUACCAAUACAUAGAAUGGUGUAUUAUAAUAAUAUUGUAGUAAUAAUGUGGUAAUACAUUACCAAAUCACAAACAUUGUAAUGAACUUGUAUUUGUAUUAUCACAUUAGGUGCUAAGUGCUAGUGCUGCACUGUGCAUUUGUUUUGUACUUACCUACGUAUUUCAUCUUAAAAGCUGUAAAAUACUAUUAAUAUUAUUAAAUAGUAUAUAAUAAGCUGUGAUAAUGGCGUGCCAGACCAACAGGUUGCGUCCAAAUCUUCAUGGUUGCGGCGAUGGUACUUAGGAACACCCAAAUACAUCAUUUAUUUUCGGGGUCAUUCCAUAUUCAGUCAACUUUCAAUUCCUAAUCCAAUAUAAUUCAAUACUAUGGUGGUGCCACAAGUAUCCGACUCAACAAAGAUAUCAUAAUCUCCUAUACAAUUUGUUCAAUAAGCUCUACUGCCUUUUUUAUCAUAAGAACUGUAUUGCUUCUCAAAAUAGCCGACAUUACUUGGAAAGUCUUUGACCACUGAGCUAUUUUAACCGUUGCCAAUUUAUGAACUGGUGUAGUGUCUAGAUGAAACAGCACUUUCUCCUGAUACAAAUGUGGUCAUUUUGCUUGAUUUCUUUGCUAAUCUGUUACUGUUAAUAAUUUUUCCUCUUCAAUAAAAUCAUGGAAAAUAAUUCUACACACAAUUAGACAGCAUGUAGAUGAAACGAUCUUCGCCUUAUUUGGAACUAGUUCUGACUGAUUGUUCUAUUUUUGGUGUGAAUUAAUGGGCCCCUGUCCAUAGUUAUGGAACACCACAAAAAGUAUGCUUUUUUCAUUUAGCUAAACACUGGAUUAAAAUAACUGUUUCUCGUGUCAUUUUUAUAUAAUAUGCGAUGUCCUUGUUUGAAAUUACAUCCUAUCUCAGGUACGUUCAGUCAACAAUCUUCCGAUUUUCUACACCAUUUCUGGUUCGGUCACAUUUGAUCGUACCAAUUCGUUCAGUUUUAUUUGUACUAAGCUACCCAAUAUUUCACUGUUGUAAACGAAGGAGUAGAGUCCCCUCCAAUAGAAAUCAGUUAAAUUGUUAUAAGCUUGUGUCAAUACCUUUCAAAUAAAAAUUUGUUCCACAUAACGAUGACCAAUAAUCAAUAACUGAAAACAUAUAACAAACGAAGUUGUGUCUUGAAAUAUAUAGAUUGUAUAUUUUCUAAUCCAGUGUUGUACCGGUUCUCAAGGUCACUCCGGGUACUUACGGAACCACAAAUCUGUAAAAUGUAAAAGUUGAAUACAAUUUUUUCAUUAAGUUAUUUGCUGACAAAGAGGGGGUCAAUAAAUGCGUCUAGAGUUUAUUUAUACAGUUUUACUAAAAUGUUAUUUAUCAUAUAUAUAUCGUUUGAAAUUUUGUCACAGUAUUGGUUAAGGUAAUGGAUCUCUAUUUUGAAAUCAUUCCUAUUUGUGUCGUCUGUAAUUCUAGUAAUUUUUCCAUUUGACAUUGUUUUUCAUUCACUAUAAGGCGCAGUAUUGACAGUACGCUUAUUUCCUUUUCUUUCGAUAUUUAAUUUAACCUCUGUAUUUAUAUUGAUCGAUUAUUGGCGGCAUCGUUAGUAACUCCAUUUAUUUAUACUUAUGUUUAAAGGUGAAUGUUCUGGUGGUAUUGCUAGCGCGUCCAAAUCUGUCUUCUGAUUUUUACGCGAGGUAAUGUUAAGCAGUAUUUUUGUAUGUGUCUUGGAAGUGGCCUGUUUUUCUGGCCCAUUCACGCACACAUUUUUACCCACUACUCCGUAUCGGAUUUUCGAAUUGACGGAACUUGUCAUCAAAGAAAAA